GUGCCGCUCGCUGGAUGAAGGCGCCCUGCCCCGAGCGAGGCACGGGAGACGGCGCGGGGGGGGAAAGGGAGGAGCAGGGAUCCUGUCAAGUUGAGUUUGGUACCAAGCGGCAGCCGGGCUACGGGAUUCGGGGAGGAGAUGGAGAAGGAUGAGAUCCACCUGCGCAGGCUGCCGCCCGCCGCGCCCUGGGGACCGCACGCAGACCACAGUGAGUUUCAUGGGGUGGAUUUUCUGCCAGAAGAUCUCAGCAAGGCUCCAGAGGAGUCAGGAAUGAGGAUGAGCAAGAAGUACUCCUGUCUACCUGCUGAGGAGAAGGGCAUCCACAUCAUCAACAUCCGAGCUAUUGAGGAUAUAGGAUAUGACCAGCACGAGAGUACAUUAUUAAAUUCCCUAUCCAAAAAUCCAGAUGCUGACUGCAAAUAUGGACUCUACUUCAGAGAUGGCAAGAGGAAAGUAGACUACAUCCUAGUUUACCAUUACAAGAAGUCCUCGUCAGCGAAGACGCUCGGCAGGAAAGUUCAUCACAAUGAUUCCGGUGUCCGAAGCACCAAGCAGGACCAGCCCCUUCCUGGGAAAGGAGUGCAGCUGGAAAUGGGGGAAAGUGAGCCCCAGGUGGAUUACCAUGAAGAUGACAAGAGGUUUCGCAGGGAGGAGUACGAAGGAAACCUUGUGGAGGCUGGGCUGGAACUGGAACGCGACGAGGACACUAAAAUCCAUGGGAUUGGGUUUGUGAAAAUACACGCCCCGUGGAACGUCUUGUGUCGGGAGGCAGAGUUCCUCAAGCUCAAGAUGCCCACCAAGAAGAUGUAUCAGAUCAAUCAGACCCACGGGCUUCUGAAGAAGAUCAAUUCUGUGAUUCAGAAAAUAACGGAGCCCAUCCAGCCCAAAGUGGCAGAACACAAACCUCAGACGGUGAAGCGUCUCUCCUACCCCUUCUCCAGGGAGAAGCAGCACUUAUUUGAUUUGUCUGACAGAGAUUCCUUCUUUGACAGCAAAACCAGAAGCACCAUAGUUUAUGAAAUAUUGAAAAGAACAACGUGUACCAAAGCAAAAUACAGCAUGGGGAAAGGAGAGGGAAGAAAGAAGGAAAGUGCCCUCUUAAAUAAAAGACGAAAGUGUGGUAAAUAUGGGAUCACCAGUCUGCUUGCCAAUGGAGUUUACAGUGCUGCUUAUCCUUUGCAUGAUGGUGACUAUGAAGGUGAAAACGUGGAGCCCAAUGACAGGAAACUGCUGUGUGAGGAGUGGGCAAGCUAUGGAGUCUUCUACAAGUACCAACCAAUUGACCUGGUGAGAAAAUAUUUUGGAGAGAAGAUUGGACUCUAUUUUGCCUGGCUGGGAGUUUAUACACAAAUGCUCAUUCCAGCUUCAGUUGUAGGGAUCAUCGUUUUCCUGUACGGCUGUGCAACUGUGGAUGAGAAUAUCCCAAGUAUGGAAAUGUGUGACGAGAGAAACAACAUCACCAUGUGCCCCUUGUGCGACAGGACGUGCAGCUACUGGAAGAUGAGCUCUGCUUGUGCCACUGCUCGGGCAAGUCACCUGUUUGAUAACCCUGCAACUGUCUUCUUCUCAGUCUUCAUGGCUCUCUGGGCUGCCACCUUCAUGGAGCACUGGAAGAGAAAACAGAUGCGUCUCAACUACAGGUGGGACCUGACUGGGUUUGAAGAGGAGGAGGAGGCAGUCAAGGACCACCCGAGAGCAGAAUAUGAAGCUAAAGUUUUAAAAAAGUCCCUGAGGAAAGAGCACAAACAGAAGGAGAAGCACCGGUAUUUCCCAGAAGAGACAGCAAACAAAUGGAGACAAAGAGUUAAGACAGUCAUGGCUGGGGUGAAAUUGACAGAUAAAGAGAAGCUGACGUGGAAGGACCGAUUUCCAGCCUAUUUAACCAAUUUUGUUGGCAUUAUCUUCAUGGUGGGGCUGACCUUUGCUAUAGUGUUUGGAGUCAUCAUCUACCGGAUCUCGACGGCGGCGGCGCUGGCCAUCAGCUCGACGCCCUCAGGCCGCUCCAGCGUCAGGGUCACCGUCACGGCCACCGCCGUCAUCAUCAACUUGGUCGUCAUCAUCAUCCUGGAUGAAGUCUAUGGCUGCAUUGCAAGGUGGCUCACACAGAUUGAGGUGCCCAAGACCGACAAGAACUUCGAGGAGCGGCUGAUCUUCAAGGCGUUCCUGCUGAAGUUCGUCAAUGCCUACACCCCCAUCUUCUACGUCGCCUUCUUCAAAGGCCGAUUUGUUGGACGUCCAGGAGACUAUGUCUACAUUUUCCAUUCCUUCCGAAUGGAAGAGUGUGCUCCAGGUGGUUGCCUAAUGGAGUUGUGUAUCCAGCUCAGUAUCAUCAUGUUGGGCAAGCAGCUGAUUCAGAACAAUCUGUUUGAGAUUGGCAUCCCGAAAAUGAAGAAAUUCUUCCGCUACCUGAAGCUGAAGCGCCGCCGCUCCCUCGACCACGAGGAGCACGUGAAGAAGAAGCAGCGCUACGAGGUGGACUACAACCUGGAGCCCUUUGCUGGACUGACCCCUGAGUACAUGGAAAUGAUUAUUCAGUUUGGGUUUGUGACCCUGUUCGUCGCCUCCUUCCCGCUGGCACCGCUCUUCGCUUUGUUGAACAACAUCAUCGAGAUCCGUCUGGACGCAAAGAAGUUUGUCACGGAGCUGAGGAGGCCGGUGGCAGUCAGAGCUAAGGACAUCGGAAUCUGGUAUAAUAUCCUCAGAGGGAUUGGGAAGCUUGCUGUCAUCAUCAAUGCAUUUGUGAUCUCAUUCACAUCCGACUUCAUUCCACGCCUCGUGUACCUGUACAUGUACAGUGAGAAUGGCACCAUGCAUGGCUUCGUCAACCAUACGCUAUCCUCUUUUAAUGUCAGCGAUUUCCAAGCAGGAACAGCUCCAAACGACCCCAUGGAUCUUGGCUACGAGGUUCAGAUAUGCAGGUACAAGGAUUACCGAGAACCCCCCUGGUCUGAGAACAAGUAUGACAUCUCCAAGGAUUUCUGGGCUGUCCUGGCAGCAAGAUUAGCAUUUGUGAUCGUUUUCCAGAACUUGGUCAUGUUUAUGAGUGACUUUGUGGACUGGAUUAUCCCAGACAUUCCCAAGGACAUUAGUCAGCAGAUUCAUAAAGAGAAAGUUCUCAUGGUGGAGGUCUUCAUGAGAGAAGAGCAAGGGAAGCUGCAAAUGCUAGAAAGCUGGAAAGACAAGGAGAAGGCUGAAAACUGUAACAACCACAGCCCCAGGCUCCCCAGGAGCCGCAGCGGGAGCUUGUCCUCCUGCCACUCCUACCCCCUCGAGGUGUAGCAGAGGAGGCGUUGGGGAUCCAGGGGCAUUCCACUGACCACAAGCCAUCACGGAAAGGGCAGGACUCGACUGAUGGACAGCCUGGUGCAUGCUGAAGGAUGUGCUGCCACUUUGCUCCCAUCUUUGUGAGAGAGGCUCUUCUUACAGAGGUGGAGGACCACCUUCUCCUGACAGUGUCCUUUUCCUUUUGCACAAGCAGCAAUGCAGGGGAGUUUUCUAUUGCAUCGCUAGGUAACACUGCUGCCGACGGUGUGCAUUAACUGCAGGUACUUAGGACCUCUUGAUUCAGAGAUUCUCUGAGAACUUGACCUUAGCCUAUUCAUUGACUAAAUAAAGGUAAAUUUUAACUACUACUAAUUUUAACUGUUUGGAAGCCCAUGCGUGAAGGUCCGUGGGGGAGCCAGA
This is a messenger RNA of Dryobates pubescens (Downy woodpecker), 3684 nucleotides long. It is a transcript of the gene ANO1, whose product is annotated as anoctamin 1. The coding region runs from base 139 to 3279 and encodes 1046 amino acids. NCBI's taxonomy places the organism in Eukaryota, Metazoa, Chordata, Aves, Piciformes, Picidae. Gene Ontology annotation, molecular function: protein dimerization activity; chloride channel activity. Gene Ontology annotation, biological process: chloride transmembrane transport. The record is from RefSeq and is a predicted model, not a curated record. Gene Ontology annotation, cellular component: plasma membrane. The transcript has 28 exons.